CCAACGGGCUCGCAUCUCUGGUUACCCAAACCGGCAGCAAACCACCGGAGCUCAACUCACAUACCAAAGCCACCGCCCCUCCACUCCACCUCCCAAAUCUCUCAUCAUGUCGACGGCGGCUGCAUCUCGGCCCAGCGGCCCCAUCCUUUUGACUCCCUUUCCCAACUACCAAUCCGCCUCGCUCUCUCGUGUCAAGCUCCCCGCCGGCGGCGCCAGCCGCUCGCCAACCAAGUCCGUCAGCGUCUCGUCUCCCCGCUCCUCCCCCGCGGGCGGCGCCGCCACCGCGAAGAUCCGUCGGACAUGCAUGUGCUCUCCGACGAACCACCCCGGCUCGUUCCGCUGCAGCCUCCACAAGGAGCGCAAGCAGGAGGUCCCAGCCGCAGGCAGCUGCAGGAAGCCAUCCUCCCCGCCUUCGCCGCCGUCGAAGCGCACGGACAGCCCGUUCGCGCAGCUCGGCCCCAUCAGCAGCGGCUGCACUAAGGGCGCGGGCCGCACUCUGCCACAGCUCGCUCCCAUGGGGAGCGGGCACUGGGCGCGCAGGGCCCUCGCGCCGUCCCCCACGGCGCAGCAGGUGCAGUACAGAAAGCGCGCGAGCCGGUUCCAUGCCGGGCCAAGCCGGCUCUCCGCAGCCUCCAUGGCCGGCCACCGCGCAGGCGGCAGCAUCCAGUAAAGAAAACUGCGUCGACAUGCCAUACUAGUACAUACUGCACAAACUGUACAUAGGAACGAAAUUCCCCAAUAAUCCCGUUCGCUGUAUAGAAAGAAGAUCGGUGGGGAUCAGGCCGGGGGAUUGGAGUUUUAAGACCCAAUUCGAUUCCGGCCUGUUCAAUUAGCUGUAGAUAGAGUGGAUGUACAUAGAGUGAACCUCUUCCUCUCUGCUCCGCUGCACAUAGAGUGAGCCCCUUCGUCCUCCCUGCUCCACUUGUACAUAGAGUGAGCUCUCUGCCCGCUGUGUAUAACUCCCUGAGUUUGGUUUUGGAUAUACAUCAAUGCAAUGAGUGACAAAUUGGAGACA
Triticum aestivum (bread wheat) is the source of this 1015-nucleotide messenger RNA. RefSeq lists its product as uncharacterized. The record is from RefSeq and is a predicted model, not a curated record. Lineage: Eukaryota; Viridiplantae; Streptophyta; Magnoliopsida; Poales; Poaceae. Bases 107 to 670 code for a protein of 187 amino acids. The transcript has a single exon.